AUGUCUGGCCGUGGCAAAGGAGGCAAGGGUUUGGGCAAAGGUGGCGCCAAGCGUCACCGCAAGAUCCUUCGCGAUAAUAUUCAAGGAAUCACUAAGCCUGCUAUUCGUCGUUUGGCUCGUCGUGGUGGUGUCAAGCGUAUCUCGGGUCUCAUUUAUGAGGAAACCCGUGGUGUCUUGAAGAUCUUCCUCGAGAAUGUCAUUCGUGACUCUGUCACUUACACCGAGCACGCGAAGCGCAAGACAGUAACGGCUUUAGACGUCGUUUAUGCCCUCAAGCGCUCUGGCCGCACCCUUUAUGGAUUUGGUGCUUAG
Fibroporia radiculosa is the source of this 312-nucleotide messenger RNA. RefSeq lists its product as uncharacterized. Gene Ontology annotation, molecular function: structural constituent of chromatin; DNA binding; protein heterodimerization activity. Gene Ontology annotation, biological process: nucleosome assembly. Gene Ontology annotation, cellular component: nucleosome. The record is from RefSeq and is a predicted model, not a curated record. The coding region runs from base 1 to 312 and encodes 103 amino acids. The transcript has 4 exons. NCBI's taxonomy places the organism in Eukaryota, Fungi, Basidiomycota, Agaricomycetes, Polyporales, Fibroporiaceae.